UUUUGUGUUUAUUUACUUAUAUUUGGUGUAUUAUUGCAUUAAAUAAAAGCUGAUAGAUUUAACUAGAGUUUAUUUAUGGAUAUAGUUCCGAUCUGUCGAGUAUGCCUCAAAACUUCAUUAUCCUAUAUAGAUCUGGAGACUCCUUUCGAGCAAAGCAAUCCUGAGAGCUUCCACUUGGAGACUCAUCAAUCAAGCAUGUUUACUACAUAUAUGGAUUGCUUCCGAACUUGUACGCAAUUAGCAGCAGCUGAUCGAGAGGAGGAAAUGCCUCAAAGUAUUUGUGAACAAUGCGGGUUUGAAUUAGAUGUUGCUUGGAACUUCAUUAAGAAAUCUGUAUAUGCAGAUACAAUUUUAAAAGGUAGCCUAGAAAGCAAAGAAAAUGUAAGCAUUGUGCUUCUUGGUGAUUUUGAAGAAUAUGAAACAGAAUUCGAAGUAGCAGAUGAGGAAGUAUUGUCAUCAGUCAGCGAUGAUAAAAAUGUCGUAACAACUUUAAAAGAGGAGGAAGAUGGAAAUGACAAUAUAACCACGCAAGAAACGGAAAACCAAGCGUUGAUGGUGCUUUGUUUACAUUGUGGCUCUUAUUUUAACCCGAAAUUUGAGCAUAGCCAUAAUACAAGCUCUCCUAUUUUAUCAAUAAAACUAAUCGAAGAGGACUCUUUGAAUAGAAACUUGAAUAUCGAUUAUUCAGAAAAUAAUGAAAAGGAUAAUGAUUCGCUGAAUGAAACGAUAACAAAUGAAUCUGCACCAUUAAUAGAAGCCGAAAAGCAUUCCAUCUUGGAGUUAAUGGACGUUGGCAUAGAUGGUGGAAAUAUAACCCAUGAGAGUUUCGAAGAGGAUGAUGUUAAUACAGAGAAAAUCAUCAUCGAUGAUAAUGAAAUCGAUUUGAACUCUGCCUUCUACUGUUCAACUUGCCUUCAAUCAUUUGAAACUCGUCGAAAGCUAUUGCUUCAUUCUCGAACUCAUAAAGCCUUUGAUGGAAAAGCUUCUAUUUGCAAAAUUUGCCAUCAAAAAGUAACUAAAGGAGAAACAAUACGUCAACACAUAAAAAACAAUCAUUCGAAGAUUAUACAGUGCAGUGAAUGUGAAUAUCGAUGUCUGGAAGUUAAAAUGGAAGACCAUGUGCGUCGAACUCACGACAAUUCGAUUACCUACCCUUGUAACUUUUGCGAUAAAACGUUCUUCUCUCAGACCUUAUUAAAUACGCAUCAUAAGUACCACCAACGCAAAGAAGUUAGUGUCAAAUCUGAUGCCUGUCAAAUAUGUGGUAAGCGAUUUUCCACACAACACUACCUGCGCUUGCAUUGUGAUGUACAUCGUAACGAGCGACAACUUCACCAAUGUGACUAUUGCGAUAAAGUUUAUGUCAGUAAAGUAGCUCUGGAAAAUCACAUCCGCCUUCAUAAAGGCGAUACAAUAAAUUGUGAUCAAUGCGGGAAGCAAUUUGUACGCCAAUAUGAAUUAAAUGUACACAUGCGAUUCCAUACUCGAGAGUAUCCGUUUGAAUGUGAAGUGUGCGGAAAAAAAUUCGCUAUAAAAGGGCACCUGCGCACACACAUGUGGAGACACCAAGGAUUGAAGCUACAAUGUGAAGAAUGUGGAAAGCUAUUCACUUCAACAAAAGCUUUGCAAGAACAUUCUUUUGUACACAGCGAAAUGCCUUUUCCGUGCAGUUAUUGCGGGCGGGGAUAUCCCUCCAAACAAAAAUUUAAAGUACACCUUAAAUCGACGCAUCUUAUUGAUCUGACAGAAGAGGAACUUCUUAAAGUUACAAAAUUACAAACACCGAAACCUUUACAUAGAAAAAAACUUACUUUAGUACAAGCGGACAGUGUUAUGAAAGAGAUUGAAGUAAAGGAUAGUGGUGGAGAUGUGGCAAACGACAUAGAGGAAAUGUUGGUUAAACUUAAUUGAUACUUAUGUUUGAGAAUAAAUAAAUGUAAUUGAAAUCUAAA
Molecule: messenger RNA, 1952 nt
Organism: Rhagoletis pomonella (apple maggot)
Lineage: Eukaryota; Metazoa; Arthropoda; Insecta; Diptera; Tephritidae
Product: zinc finger protein 623-like
Exons: 7
Coding region: 76-1911 (611 amino acids)
Biological process (GO): regulation of transcription by RNA polymerase II
Cellular component (GO): chromosome; nucleus
Molecular function (GO): chromatin insulator sequence binding; zinc ion binding
Source: RefSeq, a predicted model, not a curated record